Molecule: messenger RNA, 1578 nt
Organism: Saccharomyces paradoxus
Lineage: Eukaryota; Fungi; Ascomycota; Saccharomycetes; Saccharomycetales; Saccharomycetaceae
Gene: YPK3
Product: putative protein kinase YPK3
Exons: 1
Coding region: 1-1578 (525 amino acids)
Biological process (GO): protein phosphorylation
Molecular function (GO): protein serine/threonine kinase activity; ATP binding
Source: RefSeq, a predicted model, not a curated record
AUGAUUUUCUCGCUGGAUGAAGAAAUUCAUCGUAUGUCAUUAGACGACAAAAAGAAUGACAUUAAAGUAGAUUAUUCCUCAGCAGUAUACGAUGACAUUAAUCAUGAACAAGGCAGUGCCAUCACAUAUGAGGAUAAUAUGAACUAUCUCUCCGUUCAUUCAAAUGCCAUUCCACUCAAUGGAACGAGUCCUGCACAUAGGAUGAGAAGGAGGUCUUCAGCUUAUUCCAAAUUUCCUAUUCUCACUCCACCUAAUACGAGAAGAUUCUCUAUCACAGGUUCGGACGCUAUGUCAGCUAGCAUGAAUAGACUAUCCAUAACACCUCAGGAUAUCGUUUCCUCUAAUAUCGGAGAAAAUGAAUUGUCAAGAAACCUGCAUGAUUUUAAGCCCGUGAGAGUGUUAGGUCAAGGCGCUUACGGUAAAGUUCUUCUCGUUAAGGACAUUAAUACAUCCAAACUGUAUGCUAUGAAGCAAUUACGGAAAGCAGAAAUCUUAAUUUCUUCAACAGCAACAGAUUCUAAGAAAGAAGAUGAAGAAAACGAUAGUGGUAAUAAAAACGAUAACGAUAAUGGAUUAUCAAAGAGGCUAGAAAGAACAUUUGCUGAAAGGUCCAUUUUAUCCGAAAUAGAACAUCCAAACAUUGUCAAGUUAUUUUAUUCUUUCCAUGAUAACUCAAAAUUAUAUUUACUGCUACAAUAUAUCCCUGGUGGUGAAUUAUUUUACCAUUUGAAAGAACACGGAACCCUAGACGAGACGACAGUUUCGUUUUACGCAGCCGAAAUCAGUUGUGCCUUAAGAUUUUUGCACACAAAAGGUGUUGUAUACAGAGAUUUGAAACCUGAAAACUGUCUAUUGAAUCAACGUGGUCAUUUGGUAUUAACAGAUUUUGGUCUGAGUAAGAAAAGUGCUAAUGACUCUGUGGUUGAUGAGGAGGAUCCAGAAAAUGUCAAUGCCCUGUACUCGAUCAUUGGUACACCAGAAUACUGUGCGCCUGAAAUAUUAUUAGGUAAAGCGUACAGUCAGAAUUGUGACUGGUAUUCUCUAGGAUGCCUACUUUAUGAUAUGUUAGUAGGUAAGCCUCCAUAUACUGGUAGCAACCAUAAGGUGAUUAUUAAUAAGAUCCAACAGAAUAAACAAGGCCCUAAAAUUCCGUUCUAUUUGAGUGAGGGAAUGAAAGAUAUAUUGAACGCACUGUUGAAAAAGGAAACUGCAAAAAGGUGGAAUGUUGACAAAUACUGGGCCAAAACAGGGGCAACUAAUAAAACCACCAAGUCUAAGAAGAAGAAAUCAGGGGCCGCAAGAACUAGUCUUUUUACAGAGCAUUUUAUCUUCAGGAAAAUAGACUGGAAGUUAUUAGAAGCUGGACAACUGCAAAAAACCACCCUAGGCCCCAUUGUUCCAGUCAUUACAGAUUUAGAGCUAGCAGAAAAUUUUGACACAGAAUUUACUUCCAUGUCAUAUGAGGAAAACUAUACAGAUAGCAAGCCAAUUAAUAUCAGUUCGAUGAGCAAAUCUCCGGAUAUGUUCAAGGGGUUUAGUUAUAAAGCAAGUGGUAGUUAUUUGGAGAAGUACUUUUAA